AGAGAGAGAGAGAGACAUGGAUCGUAUCGGGAACCCAAACGAGCUGUUAACCCAGGUGAAUCAUUUUUGGAACAUGCUGGAUGACAUGGCUGAUAACAGCCCUGAGAGUUACCAGAAGUUUAUACAGAGGCACAUGAAAGAGGGAAAGGAUUUCAUGGCCCCACCAGAGCCGCAUCUCUGUCUUCAAACCAAAAUAUUAGAUCCAGAGGAGAAGGUUUUGUUCAUCAACAUUUGCAGUUGGAGCAGGGUUCCAGCUCCUCAGUCUGAGGCACAUCCUGUGCCACUGGGUGCAGGAAGACUUGAUCAUUUGUCUGAAGGAGCAGUCACUGACAUUGCAUAUAAUCCUGCGGUGCUAAAUAAAGCUGAGAAGGAUCCAAUAGAAUCUGAUCAACUGAUUCGCCUGGCAAUGAAAUACAUUGAGGAGAAAUACAAAGUCACCCUUUGCCAUGCGUACCGCCUGGCUCCAUUCAAACUCAAGGGAAAAGUCAAACGGAUGAGAGAGAGUCUGCAAGGGAUGGAGAAACAAGCUGACAUCAAGACGGAAGACUCAACGAAAGUGAAUGAUUCGUUGCUAGAACAGCUAAAAAGCAUGGCUAUUAAAGGAGAAGAGCAGGAGACUAACCCAUCUAUAAGUUUAACUAAAGACGAGACUCCCAGAAACGGCAUAGCAGGCUUGAUCGAAGAGAUCUCCAGCACUGAGAUACAGGAGGAAGGCUUGCUUGUUUCUCCAAAGCAUGACCUUUGUGUGAUGAAGGAUGAAUCUGGGCAUCCCACAAUGCUGACUCUGAAAAUUGACCUGGAGAAUGUCCAUUCUGUCGCAGAGUGUGAGCUGAGUGUCUCCAAGGAUGACUUGAUGUUUGAGGUAGCUGGAAGAUACCAUCUACAUUUAAAUCUGCCACAAGAAGUUAACGAAGACACAGUUAAAGCACAACUCCACAAAGAAAAGCAUGUUCUGACUGUAACAAUGCCAGUACUUAAACACCUCACUGCUGAACAAACCACUAAAGCGUCUCUGUGACAGCCACCAAAUCUUUGCAUGCAAUGAAAUGUAUGCUUUAUAUAGCUUUUAAGGACUGUAAAAUGUUCCUCAAAUUCUGCAAAUAUAUCUGAUCAUUUCCCACAGGUGGUAGUCAGAGAAUCAAGCAUGACAUAUAAAAGGAAUAUCAGAAUUAGUAUGUGUUUAGUCUAAUAUUUGGCCCUAUGUG
Pelobates fuscus (common spadefoot toad) is the source of this 1205-nucleotide messenger RNA. It is a transcript of the gene PIH1D2, whose product is annotated as PIH1 domain containing 2. The transcript is spliced from 5 exons. Gene Ontology annotation, biological process: rRNA processing; box C/D snoRNP assembly. The record is from RefSeq and is a predicted model, not a curated record. Gene Ontology annotation, cellular component: ribonucleoprotein complex; R2TP complex; cytoplasm. NCBI's taxonomy places the organism in Eukaryota, Metazoa, Chordata, Amphibia, Anura, Pelobatidae. The coding region runs from base 17 to 1018 and encodes 333 amino acids.